AAACCCCACCAUCUUUCUCCUUCAUGUCUCCUCCCACCCCUGUAUCCCUAUAAUCAGUUAUAGUGUCUGUGUGUGCCAGCAGCCCAAGCAGUGACGUACACAUAAAGCGAAGCGAGUGCGCGCAAUUUUUUGGUUUGUUUGGAGUUUUUUUGCAAUCAAUCUUUUUUGUGUGCAGUUCUGUCAUCCUAAUCGUCUCUUCUCUGGAAAACUAUGCUGCGUUUGACUGCUGGUCGUGUAGGGGGGCUCUUGUCCAGACGGACAGUGGCUGCAUUCAGCUUUGGUAGUGCCAGGAUGGCCAGCCGUGGUCAUGAUGUGACUGAGCAGGCUGAUAUGUCUCUGCCGAUGUACUGUGACCGUCUGGACACUCCUCUGCCAGACAGACCAUACCGCGAGACCCUCAGUCCUGCAGACAAGAGCCUGAAGCAGAAGGAGAAAGGACCGUGGAACAACCUCUCGAAAGAAGAGAAACUUGCCUUGUACAGGAUGACGUUUAACAUGACAUACGCAGAGAUGAAGAGACCAUCCAGUGAGUGGAAAACUGUGUUAGGUGGAAUUUUCUUCUUUAUUGGGUUCACUGGUCUGAUUGUUCUCUGGCAGCGGUUUUAUGUAUAUCCCCCUCAUCCACGUACCCUUGAUGAUGAGUGGCAGUCCAUGCAGGUGAAGAGGAUGCUGGACAUGCGGGUGAACCCUGUGGAAGGUUUCUCGGCUCAAUGGGACUAUGAGAAGGGCCAGUGGAAAUAGAUGAAGUUAAUGUAGCUCUGAGCUUCAUACAUCAAAGCCGUGUGUCUUAUCUGCCAAUCACCUUAGUCUUCAUAUGAUGUAUGCCCUUAAAACAACUAUUUGAAUGUUACCCAUUAGGAAACAUGUAAAUAAAAAUGUAUGUGACCAGAGAAAUGACUGUUACAAAGUUAACUGAUUAAAGUAGCUUUAUAAAUGUGUAUUUUUGAUUUACCAAGAAAAGAAAACACACAAUGAUCACAAGAUUAAAAGCGCUCUGUGAUUUCA
Messenger RNA from Triplophysa rosa, 1005 nucleotides. Its product is annotated as cytochrome c oxidase subunit 4 isoform 2, mitochondrial. Gene Ontology annotation, biological process: mitochondrial electron transport, cytochrome c to oxygen. The transcript has 5 exons. Bases 211 to 741 code for a protein of 176 amino acids. The record is from RefSeq and is a predicted model, not a curated record. NCBI's taxonomy places the organism in Eukaryota, Metazoa, Chordata, Actinopteri, Cypriniformes, Nemacheilidae.